AGGGGCGUGGCCGUCGGGCGGCGAGCCGCGCUCUCUCGCCCCGGGAGGGAGUCACAAGUUCGUACACGCGAGGCCGGGCGCGCGCAGCGGGCACGCGGGUGAAGUCUUCCCAGGUGCUGCAGGCGGUGCUGAGGCACAGGGUCUGCUGCAGGAGCAGCGGCCCGAACCCGCUCCAGCGGCCCGCUGCCGCCAGCGGCUCCCGCGUCGCGUGUGUACCCCCGCGCACUGAAGGAGGUCCACCAGCCCUCACCAGCCCCCGCGGACCGUGCAAUGGCCCAGCGUAAGAAUGCCAAGAGCAGCGGCAACAGCAGCAGCAGCGGCUCCGGCAGCGGUAGCACGAGUGCGGGCAGCAGCGGGGGCAGCAGCAGCCCCGGGCCCCGGAGAGAGACAAAGCAUGGAGGACACAAGAACGGGAGGAAAGGCGGACUCUCAGGAACUUCAUUCUUCACGUGGUUUAUGGUGAUUGCAUUGCUGGGCGUCUGGACGUCUGUAGCUGUCGUUUGGUUUGAUCUUGUUGACUAUGAGGAAGUUCUAGGAAAACUAGGAAUCUAUGAUGCUGAUGGUGAUGGAGAUUUUGAUGUGGAUGAUGCCAAAGUUUUAUUAGGACUUAAAGAGAGAUCUACUUCAGAGCCAGCAGUCCCGCCAGAAGAGGCUGAGCCACACACUGAGCCCGAGGAGCAGGUUCCUGUGGAGGCAGAACCCCAGAAUAUCGAAGAUAAAGCAAAAGAACAAAUUCAGUCCCUUCUCCAUGAAAUGGUACACGCAGAACAUGUUGAAGGAGAAGACUUGCAACAAGAAGAUGGACCCACAGGAGAACCACAACAAGAGGAUGAUGAGUUUCUUAUGGUGACUGAUGUAGAUGAUGGAUUUGAGACCCUGGAACCUGAAGUAUCUCAUGAAGAAACCGAGCAUAGUUACCACGUGGAAGAGACAAUUUCACAAGACUAUAAUCAGGAUAUGGAAGAGAUGAUGUCUGAGCAGGAAAAUCCAGAUUCCAGUGAACCAGUAGUAGAAGAUGAAAGAUUGCACCAUGAUACAGAUGAUGUAACAUACCAAGUCUAUGAGGAACAAGCAGUAUAUGAACCUCCAGAAAAUGAAGGGAUAGAAAUCACAGAAGUAACUGCUCCCCCUGAGGAUAAUCCUGUAGAAGAUUCACAGGUAAUUGUAGAAGAAGUAAGCGUUUUUCCUGUGGAAGAACAACAGGAAGUACCACCAGAAACAAAUAGAAAAAUAGAUGAUCCAGAACAAAAAGCAAAAGUUAAGAAAAGGAAGCCUAAACUUUUAAAUAAAUUUGAUAAGACUAUUAAAGCUGAACUUGAUGCUGCAGAAAAACUCCGUAAAAGGGGAAAAAUUGAGGAAGCAGUGAAUGCGUUUAAAGAACUAGUACGCAAAUACCCUCAGAGUCCACGAGCAAGAUAUGGGAAGGCGCAGUGUGAGGAUGAUUUGGCUGAGAAGAGGAGAAGUAAUGAGGUGCUACGUGGAGCCAUCGAGACCUACCAAGAGGUGGCCAGCCUACCUGAUGUCCCUGCAGACCUGCUGAAGCUGAGUUUGAAGCGUCGCUCAGACAGGCAACAAUUUCUAGGUCAUAUGAGAGGUUCCCUGCUUACCCUGCAGAGAUUAGUUCAACUAUUUCCCAAUGAUACUUCCUUAAAAAAUGACCUUGGCGUGGGAUACCUCUUGAUAGGAGAUAAUGACAAUGCAAAGAAAGUUUAUGAAGAGGUGCUGAGUGUGACACCUAAUGAUGGCUUUGCCAAAGUCCAUUAUGGCUUCAUCCUGAAGGCACAGAACAAAAUUGCUGAGAGCAUCCCAUAUUUAAAGGAAGGAAUAGAAUCUGGAGAUCCUGGCACUGAUGAUGGGAGAUUUUAUUUCCACCUGGGGGAUGCCAUGCAGAGGGUUGGGAACAAAGAGGCAUAUAAGUGGUAUGAGCUUGGGCACAAGAGAGGACACUUUGCAUCUGUCUGGCAACGCUCACUCUACAAUGUGAAUGGACUGAAAGCACAGCCUUGGUGGACCCCAAAAGAAACGGGCUACACAGAGUUAGUAAAGUCUUUAGAAAGAAACUGGAAGUUAAUCCGAGAUGAAGGCCUUGCAGUGAUGGAUAAAGCCAAAGGUCUCUUCCUGCCUGAGGAUGAAAACCUGAGGGAAAGAGGGGACUGGAGCCAGUUCACGCUGUGGCAGCAAGGAAGAAGAAAUGAAAAUGCCUGCAAAGGAGCUCCUAAAACCUGUACCUUACUAGAAAAGUUCCCCGAGACAACAGGAUGCAGAAGAGGACAGAUCAAAUAUUCCAUCAUGCACCCCGGGACUCACGUGUGGCCGCACACAGGGCCCACAAACUGCAGGCUCCGAAUGCACCUGGGCUUGGUGAUUCCCAAGGAAGGCUGCAAGAUUCGAUGUGCCAACGAGACCAAGUAUGGGUCCUCUGUUAUCCGUCAUAUCCGUCACCUCAGAGGAUGAGGGACCUGGGAGGAAGGCAAGGUGCUCAUCUUUGAUGACUCCUUUGAGCACGAGGUAUGGCAGGAUGCCUCAUCUUUCCGGCUGAUAUUCAUCGUGGAUGUGUGGCAUCCGGAACUGACACCACAGCAGAGACGCAGCCUUCCAGCAAUUUAGCAUGAAUUCACGCAAGCUUGGGAAACUCUGGAGAGAGGCUGCCUUUCUGGUUCCAUCUCCUUGGGUGUGAGGAAAGAAUUUCGAACACCAAGACUCAAUUCCCUUGACUUGCAGCCCGAGUAAUUCAAAGCCUCCUCCUAGGGUCAGAAGACACUAAAGGGAAUAUUUGCCUCGCUGCAAUUCAUUUAGGAAACACCCUGCUGUGUGUCAUCUCAUGACAGCACUGGUCUUCUGCCAGUAUUUAAGGUGAACAUUUGAUAGCUUCUACCUUACCAGCCAAAGAUAUUUUUUCCACAUAGAAUAGGUCUAAUUCAAUGUAUAAUGAGAACAUAUGUAGAAACUGUGAAUGGAUUGCUUUAGUUUGUAAUUUUUCUAUGCAGUUAUAUUUUUCUAGUGUAGCUAGACUAUUUUGUCAUCAUGUACCACUACAUUUUUGUUUAUUUUAAUGACAAGCUGUAUAAAUGCUUUACUUCUAGCUAUUUAAUGGUAGCAUUACUGGGGAACUCAGACUUCCCUCUUUUAAUUCUUCUUAGUAAAAGAUACUCAUGAAAAAAGCAGUUUUAUUUUCCUAACAGAAAAGAAAGAGCUCAUUAUGUCAGUGUCUAUGAACUGUACCCAUCCCAACUCUCGAGUCAUUUGGUUUUUUUAUCUUGAUUGAGAUCCUCUUCUCACUAUGCUAGUGGUGGAGAUAUUGACAAAAUCCUAUUUCUUUCAAAGAGGAACUUUUCACACCGAAAAAAGAGCAUGGAAUUAUUUUAUAUUGUUAUAAAAAUCCCAGAUGCAAAUUUUUUUAAUGCCAAUUAUUAGAGCUUCUGGGGAAAAAGUAUAGUUCACGGAAAUAAAACUAUGUUCUUUCAGGGUUAGGUGGAUAGGUGGCUGCUAGGGUGUCUGGCUCCUGGCUGCUUUGCCAUCCAUGAGGCAAGGGCUGGGAACACAGUGUCUUUGCCUAUGGUAGGUCCAUGUGAAUGUCAGGAAGCCAGCUCUUCAGUCUUGGAGAUGAUUUCUGCUACAAUUCUGUAGAAAGAUUAAGGAUGGCAGAGUAAAAGGUUACCAAGAAUGCCAGGAUGUUUUUCUUGGGCGUAGGAGGUCCAGAUUACUUUCCUUUUUGAUGAAAGAGUUUGGAAGACUGUCCCAUCUCUCUGGCUUGAGAAAUCUCUGCCAUUUUAAACAUCACUGUGAAAUAGCAAUUAUUAUCAUCUAUAUUUAGUUUUAACAUUACCCACAACAUAGAAAUAACAGGUAAAAAUCGUCUUGCCUACUCAUUCCAAAGAUGAUCAAGUCAUUAAUCUAGUAAAGUAUUCAUGCAUCAGAUUUUGUAUAUUUUGAAUCAAAGCUAACUAGAAAUGUUAGAUAUAAGAAUGUAAUGAUAUUCAUGCACUGAAUUCUAAGCCAAUAUGAACAAAAAUGCUGCAUGAAUGGCACAUAGGUCACCAAAGUUCAUUCACAGGUAGAAAAAACUUGUGCUUUCUUUUCCAUCUAAAAGCAAAAGGAGACUUUCUUUAUCUCAUUUAAAGAACAGUUCUUUGAAAUUGAAAUUGACCCUUUUUGCUUGACCUUAAGGAGAUUAGCUUCCAGUAGAUGAGUUUGCAAAAUACUUUCCCUGUUCUUUUGUUUUGCUGGUAUUGAAAACAUCCCACUAAAUCAGAUGAAGAGGCAUGGGAGGAAAAAUAUCCAAAUUAAUUACUAAAAUCGAGAAGAGAAGGCAAACUCUUGAAAAGUAAAAAGGUGUUUGUGUCCUUCAGUAUUUAUUGAACAGAGGAAAUAACUGACAAGGGCAAUACAAUUCAAUGUUCAUGUAGUAACAUUCAUGUCACUUGUUGAAUUUGGUUCUCAUAUGUAUAUUGCAUACACAUAAAUUCAAACUAUAAGUCGUCAUUGUUGAGCCAUCAUCUUACAUUCAUGUAAUGAAAUUAUGGAAGAGAGUAAAAACUAGCUCUUAGUAAAUAUAAUAUGGUAUUUAAAAUCAGGUCACUACAGUAAGGUUCUAAGUAUUGCCAAUUGAAAAGCUAGAAAUGGUAUUACUGUUGCAAAGUGUUGUCAAUAAUUGACUCCAAUAGCAUUGUAAAUACUUGUAUCCCACAACUAUUUUAAACCCAAGCAAUAAAAUGGAUUUUCUAAUUCA
Molecule: messenger RNA, 4729 nt
Organism: Pan troglodytes (chimpanzee)
Lineage: Eukaryota; Metazoa; Chordata; Mammalia; Primates; Hominidae
Gene: ASPH
Product: aspartate beta-hydroxylase
Exons: 25
Coding region: 271-2454 (727 amino acids)
Biological process (GO): peptidyl-aspartic acid hydroxylation
Cellular component (GO): endoplasmic reticulum; membrane
Molecular function (GO): peptidyl-aspartic acid 3-dioxygenase activity; protein binding
Source: RefSeq, a predicted model, not a curated record